AUGGGGCUGUUGGCAUUCAAUCGGCUCAUGCCUAUGCAGCGGGGUCGGCGUCGCCGGCCAACUCAAGGCCGCAAUGGAUCGGUGACUUCAGUUGCUAAAAGGAAGGACUCACAUGAUGACAAUUCCCGGAGUCAUAAAAAGUUGAGAUACUCAGGACCAAGCCUUCCAGAGGCCGUAUGGCAUCAUAUACAUUCUCUUCUUCCUCUACGAGAUGCUGCACGCGUUGCCUGCGUGUCUCAUUCGUUUCGACGUUCUUGGAGAUGUCUUCCCAAUCUCAGCUUAACUAGGGAAACACUGGGUUUGAAAGGCGGGGUCGGCGGGAUAUCAUCUAAAAUAGCGCUUGAUCUUGCAAAGAGAACCGACCACAUUCUGAAAAACCACUCAGGCGUUGGCGUGAAGGCACUCAAACUUGAAAUACGUGAAUUUCCCUUUUUCAGCACCUCAUGUGAUGAUCUCAAUCGUUGGCUUGGUAUUGCCGUUAGACCAGGGAUUGAAGAACUUUAUCUGCAGCUUCAUUCAUCUCAUGCGGACGUGUACAACUUCCCAUACACACUUCUACUUGAUGGGAGUGGCAAGUCGAUUCGGCACCUUCAUCUCGGUGAAUGUGCCUUCCGUCCCACAGCUGGAGUUGGCUGCUUAAGAAGCCUGACUAGUUUGGAACUGUAUGAUGUGCAUAUUACAGGGGAUGAGUUAAUGUGCCUUCUUUCCAGUUCAGUUGCUUUGGAGAAAUUGACACUAGCGUAUUGCGAUGAGUUGAUUUUCCUGGAGAUACCUAGCCUGCUGCAGCGGCUUAGCCACCUGGUUGUCCACGACUGCUUAAAUCUGGAAGUGAUAAAGAAUAAGGCCCCUUAUCUCUACAGUUUUGAAUAUGGUGGUGCCCUGGUACGACUAUCACUUGGUGUUUCAUUGCAAAACCUUGACAUUGAUGCUUCAGGGUGGGACGUUAUUCAUUAUGCUGGUGCCAAACUUCCAUGCAUGGUGCCAAAUCUUGAAGCUCUUAACAUACAUUCGUCUUAUGUGAGGGAUAUACUGGUGGUACCUGGCAAAUUCCUCCACCUCCAGCAUCUGUGUAUUGGGACAUUUACCCCAGACUAUGAUUAUUUCUCUCUGGUUUCUUUUCUUGAUGCUUGUCCUUCCUUGGAGACUUUCAUAUUGUCUGCAGAGCCGGAUUGCAUGGAGCAAGAAUCAGUUUUAGGAGAUUCUUUUCAUGAUCUAAGGCAGAUGCCAGGACACAUGCAUAGGAACAUCAAGGAUGUGCAGAUCAUUGGUUUUUGUUCUGCGAAGAGCAUGGUUGAGCUGACAUGCCAUAUUCUUCAGAAUUCAAAGCUGCUUAAGCGCCUUAAACUGAGCACCUGUUACAAUGGUGAGAUUUUGUGUUCCUACAACAAUAACGGUAAAUGUCUCCCGAUGAGUAGGGGUAUGAUGAUGGAAGCCCAUAAAGCUCUCUUGGCGGUGGAAAGAUAUAUUUUGGGGAAAGUUCCCUCAACCGUCGAGUUAGAACAGGGCCGAGCCGGCAAAAUCGGAGGCCCGGUGCAAAACUCUAAAAUGGGCCCUAUCUUACUAAGAAAAACCUACGUAAACAUACAACUAUAA
Molecule: messenger RNA, 1593 nt
Organism: Triticum turgidum subsp. durum (durum wheat)
Lineage: Eukaryota; Viridiplantae; Streptophyta; Magnoliopsida; Poales; Poaceae
Source: the annotation of a GenBank genome assembly